This is a messenger RNA of Dichomitus squalens LYAD-421 SS1, 1392 nucleotides long. RefSeq lists its product as uncharacterized. Gene Ontology annotation, biological process: transcription by RNA polymerase III. Lineage: Eukaryota; Fungi; Basidiomycota; Agaricomycetes; Polyporales; Polyporaceae. The coding region runs from base 1 to 1392 and encodes 463 amino acids. The record is from RefSeq and is a predicted model, not a curated record. The transcript has 6 exons. Gene Ontology annotation, cellular component: RNA polymerase III complex. Gene Ontology annotation, molecular function: DNA binding.
AUGUCUGAACAGCCCUCGGGGAGCGGGACACCAGCGUCCUCUGGCUCGGGCUCUGUCGCCCCCGGAAAAGCAAUCGCGAGCCUCGCGAAGAAGCAGGGCGACGUAACGAGGCUGGGCACGCAGAAACUCAAGUUCGUGCCCACCCUCCCGCCGCGUCGCGUCAAGGAGGAACCAAAGAAAGAUGAACCCGCCCCCCCUCCAUCCGCCGACCGCGGCCGCGGCCGUGGAGCAGAACGCGGCCGUGGACGCGGACGCGGACGCGGCGGGGCAGACGCCGCAGGACGCGGCACCGCCCCCCGCCCCCCUCCCGUCGAGAUGACUGCCUCCGGGCCCUUCGCGAUGGGGCCCGCCCUGGCGGGCGCCCCCUCCGCGCGGCGGACUGCGCCCCGUUCCAACUUUGCCCCAGCUCCGCCUCCGGCGGGCUCGGCGAAGCUCGGGGCGGGGCUGACGCAGACGACUGCACCGUCGCUGAAGAAGGAGAAGGAGCGGGAGCAGGAGGCAGAGCGGGCGAGGAAGGAGGAGCAGGAGUAUUCGGACCCGGACGAAGGCGUGGAGAUUGUGGACAUGGAGAAUGUGCGGCAGAUGGACUGGAUGGCGCCGGAGAGUCUGAGGAAGGAGAGGGAGGUGGGGAAGAGGAACAGGAAGGCUAAGGCGAAGCUGAAGAGGGAGGAGGGCGUGAAGAAGGAGGACGCUGAGCUGAGAGGUGUGUGUGCGUCAUGUGAGGUCAUGGACGUCGACAGGGAGCCUUCUCCGGAAGAGGAGGUUAACAUGGCCAAUGCCGUCGACCUCAGCGAGAGCGAGUCAGAAGAGGAGCUCGAAGACAUCAUUGAUGACUUCGCACAAGCUCAGGCGCAAGGCGAGGAGGACGCAGACAUCCGACAAGAGCGACUAUACUUUUUCCAGUUCCCAGAACCCUUUCCUGUCUUUCAUUCCCGCCACGCACAGCAGAACGCCGACGUCAAAGGCAAAGCCAAGGCUGACUCCACAGCAGGUGAGGAGUCAACCAAGAAAGUCACCUUCGCAGAGGACACCAAACCGCCAGCCGCCACUCCAGCUGGCGGUGCAGAUGGGGAGGCCACAACCAACAAUGCGGCGGAGUCGCCAACCGUCGACGGCGUCAUCGGCCAGCUCGAGAUCUACGAGAGCGGCGCGGUCAAGAUGCGCAUGCACAAUGGCAUUGUCAUGGAUGUUACCGCCGCUACACAACCCUCUUUCCUACAACAUGCUAUCUAUCUAGACGCGACCAAGAAGCGAUUAUGCGUUCUGGGAGAAGUCAACAGACGUUUCGUCGUUACCCCGGACCUGGACGCCCUGCUUAAUGCGAUGGAACUCGCGGACAAUCCUCCAGCAUUCGAGCUCGGCGACGGCCUCCUCACCAUGGACACCGCAUGA